GGAGAUGCUUUUAUCAUGAGCUUUAUGCAUUCUCAUUUCUGAUUUAUACAGCUCAGUCGGCACAGAGCAAUGUGUCAAGAACGUCAAAGUUGGCGAAGAGAAACCCCGUUUUCUCUAGUUCUAUCAAUUCCUCUUGCACAUACACUUCAAUGCUUUCCCAGAAGACAAUCAUUAUCGGGCCUACAGCUGCUAUAAUAUCGACUUUAGUUUGCUAUAUCACCGUCUUAUCUGUCUAUCGUCUGUUUCUACAUCCUUUGGCCAAAUUUCCAGGUCUUAAGCUCGCUGCUCUUACAAAAUGGUAUGAAUUCUACUUCGACCUAAUAAAUCCAUUUGAGCUCCACGUACAAGACCCUGACUGGUUUGACACACUGUACGCUGGAAAUCCUACCAGAAGGGAUAAAUAUCCGCCAGCUGCAAGUAUGGCUGGCGCACCUUUGGGCACUUUUGGCACAGUUGAGCAUGAUAUCCAUAGAAAACGUCGUGCUGCCAAUAGUCAUUUACUCUCUACACGUGCGAUAUCCGAUGCCCACCCUUUGAUACUGGAUCAAGUACGAAUCCUCUCGGACCAAUUUGAACGGUAUUUGAGUACGAAAGAAAUAAUUGACCUUCGCGUUACUUUCCUCGCCUUCACCACAGAUACAAUCACAAGGUAUGCGCUCGGGGAAAAUAAGAAUCUUCAAGAAAACAAGACGCUUGCAGUCGACUGGAGCGCAACAAUAAGGGCUGUUGCCAGAAUAACGCCGCCGAUGAAGCAGUUUCCCUGGAUGAUGGCCGUAGCUCUUUACAUUUCUAUCAAAAUUAUAAGAUUCUUCAUGCCUGAACUAUCCAGACUAGUGCAUUAUCAUGCUGAAAUGCGAGCUUUUGCCGAGCGAUUUUUAUCCCAGCAACAGGCGAGCCAAGAAAAGCAGAAAAUUCUUGAAACUUCUUUUAAUAUGGCCUUGUUUCAAUGCAUAUCGGAUAGCAAUCUACCAGCUCAUGAGAAAUCGGCAAAACGACUUGCUCACGAAGCAGUUGUGGUGAUAUCCGCAGCAGCCGAAACCACAUCUCGCGCUCUGAGCAUCGCCAUGUUCUAUAUACUGUCUGGCCGUCAAAUUUUAAGACGAUUACGGGAUGAAAUAGAUAUAGCAAUGCCCGAUUACUCCAUCUCACCAUCCGCAAAAGCUUUAGAAGGGCUUCCUUACUUGGUUGCAACCGUCAAGGAGGCAUUACGAAUAUCUGCAAUUAUCACAUCAAGAAUGCCAUUAAUGGCUCAUACUGAGCUGGCUUAUAAGAAUUGGAAGAUACCACCAAUGGCAGGUCCUGCAUUUUUUCCUUUUGUAAUCGAGUAAUUGGUUGGCUGACUCAUCGUAAGACGCCUACAAGCAUGACGAUUCACGAUAUUCUACUUGAUCCUAAUAUAUAUGAGAAUACACACAAAUUUAAUCCA
Molecule: messenger RNA, 1426 nt
Organism: Botrytis cinerea B05.10
Lineage: Eukaryota; Fungi; Ascomycota; Leotiomycetes; Helotiales; Sclerotiniaceae
Exons: 5
Coding region: 150-1328 (392 amino acids)
Molecular function (GO): heme binding; iron ion binding; monooxygenase activity
Source: RefSeq, a predicted model, not a curated record